AUGAUCACCCGAUGGUACUAUGAUGUCACGGAGAGGAAAUGCGUACCGUUCAUAUAUGGAGGCUGCGGUGGCAACCGCAACAACUUUGAUUCCGAGGAAUACUGCCUGGCAGUCUGUGGCAACGUCAGUAAGUGGUCUUUCUUGACCUGUGGCAGCCUGUUGCCACAGCCUCUGUUCCCGAUAACAAGUCACUUCCUGGAAACCGACCUGCCUUGUAACUAA
This is a messenger RNA of Staurois parvus, 222 nucleotides long. NCBI's taxonomy places the organism in Eukaryota, Metazoa, Chordata, Amphibia, Anura, Ranidae. The record is from the annotation of a GenBank genome assembly.